Messenger RNA from Acanthoscelides obtectus, 2764 nucleotides. The record is from the annotation of a GenBank genome assembly. NCBI's taxonomy places the organism in Eukaryota, Metazoa, Arthropoda, Insecta, Coleoptera, Chrysomelidae.
AUUAGAUUGGCGAAAGCUGACGCCUAUAAUAUUAUUAUACAUCUCAAUGUAAAUAUUUCCAAGAUAGACAAGCCACUAUCUCGUAUUCUGAACAAAUAAUGUAAUUUAACAUAUAUUAUUCUCAAGACUUCAUAUCAGUUUAACUUUGUGUCGUGGUUGUAUCUUCCUAUCGUAAAAAAUCGUGGGCUUCACACUUUAUCGAAAUGGAGAAGGAUACUACGGCAGAUAUGGAGGUUAACACCGAUGCCGAGCCAAAGAAAUCGUUUUUUGGAUUCAACAAGAACCUCAUAAUGCUCAAACUUACCCUGUUUUUUCUAUAUGGAGCUACGUCAUCCUUGAUCCCGUAUCUGACCAUCCAUAUGCAAAGCAUUGGCUUAACCAUGGAGCAAAUAGCCUGGGUGUACUUAGCUUUGCCAUUCACUACCUUUUUGGCUCCUCCUGCAACAGGCUAUAUAGUUGACAAGUUCGGAAAGUACAAGCCUGUAGUGAUAUCAUCUUUUCUUCUAACUGCACUUUUGCACCAUUCUUUGCUGUUCAUGCCACACCAAGAGACCCCAGGAACUGUUCCUGAUGGAUAUAUCAUCAGGCAUCCCAAGAAAAUGUAUGUCGAAGUAUGGUGGAGCCCUUGCCCUAGUAGGGAGUGUCCAGAUAUAGAAGAAUUGGACAUAGUUUUGGAUAUGUGCGUCGACCAUUGUCUGCUCUACGAGGCCAAGUGGUUGAAACAAAAGAAAAAUAAUCUCACUGCUGCAGGGGUUGAUGUGGGUGACAUGGAUGAUCUCAGCUUCCAUAUCAAAAAAAAGAAAAGGAAUGACACAGCAACGGCAUUGACUCUAGACAUGCAUCCCAACCUUGGAGACCCUGUGGAGCAGUUUGGAAUAGAACUAGAGUCCGCCGAGGAAGACGAGGAUGUGACAGAAUUCAAGAAGAGGUUUAGAGCUGGAAUGUUGAAAAAACAUGGCGUAGACUGGGAAGAACUAGAGGGCAAAGACCUGAGAUGUGGUGGAUUGGUCCUUCAAGCAAAUGUCAGCACAAAAGACCGCCUUUCAAACUAUACCAGUGAUUGUAUCCUGCAAAGAUGUCAGUUUAGGUCCGGUGGUCCUGAAGUUUGCCCCCCAGAUUAUAAAAAGAGCGAUGAGAGUGUUUUUUGGAUAUAUUUCGUGUUGAGAUUUCUUGGAACGACAGCAAUGUCAGCAGCCGUCACUAUCAUGGACCCCAUAGCUUUAACCAUGAUAGAAAAAUACGGAGGCGAUUUCGGAAAAGAACGUCUGUUCUCAAGUUUAGGAAUGGCAACCUUUUCGCCACUAACCGGUCUUCUUAUAGAUAAAACUAGUGAAAGGCUAGGUUACACAGACUACUCGGCAGCCUUUUACGCAUUUGAUAUUCUGCUCAUUUUUUCCUCCAUAGCUUUGUUCAUGAUGCCUUUGGGCACAAAACUCCCAGCAGACAAUAUUUUCUCAGAUUUGCUCAGAAUAUUCAAGAUGCCUCAUCUUAUAGUUUUCAUACUGUUUUUGUUUAUUCUUGGGAAUUUGUGGGGUUUCAUCGAAAGCUUUCUGUUCUUCUAUCUAAGAGAUCUAGGCGCUCCAACAUUUUUGCUUGGUAUAACAGUGACUGUAGGCACAAUCAGCAGCAUUCCUUUCUUGUAUGGGGCAGAGAACAUCACUAAGAAGAUUGGACAUGUGAAUGUUAUCAUCGUUGCAUUUUUUGCCCAAGCUGUGAGACUGAUAGGAUACUCCAAUAUUGAGAGUGCUUGGUGGUGUUUUCCCUUUGAAGCAAUGGAAGCCUUGUCCGUUCAUCUCAUGUGGGUCGCUGCAGCGACUUAUUGUACCGUUUUAGCACCCAAAAAUCUUCUUGCUACACUCAUUGGAGUCUGCGGUAUGGCCCACUAUAGCAUUGGGAGAGGAAGUGGAAGCUUCCUAGGAGGAAAUAUCAUAGCCAAAUUUGGAAUUCGGCAAUCUUUCAAGCUCAUGGGAUACGUAGCAGGAUUUUCUGGAUGUGCUUAUGCCUUUCUUCAUUGUACAUGGCUCAAACAUGUUGUUAUAGACGACGAUUAUGAUAACGAAUCAAAAGUGAAAUUGAAAAAUGGAGAACCGAAGUACAAAGAUCAGUCCACUAUGGUUAGCUUGGAAAGACUGACUUUAAUGGUGGAAUAUAACCAAAUUGGGUCACUGACGUCUCUAGGAAGGAAUCACAGUAUAAUGCGUACUAGAAGUAGUAGCAUCAGAAGAGGAAGUCUGGGCAAUAAUCCGGUUAGAACCAAGAGUUCUAAUUCUAAGACAGAUUUACUUAAAUCAGCUAUAGAAAUUACGCACGGAAAGGCAUCUAACACACACCUCAAGAUGUCGAACAACCAUAUCAGCAAGCAAAAUUCAAAGGAAUGUGUGAGCAGCACUCCUAAGCUACAUCAAAGAAGUGCCAGUCUGAUACCAGACAAGGAUUUAGAGAAACUCAUACCAAAUGAGAAGGACGAAAUUAUUUACGACCAAAUAGAAAAGACAGAAUCAACGCAUAUUGAGGAUGAAACGCAUAAUGAUGAAGAUAAACCUUAAUAUUUGCUAAAAGGAUGUCUAUUUCAUUUUGGCGAAGUAUUAUCUAAAUCUUAUUCUAUUUAUGUACUGAAUCUUCUUUUUAUAAAAGUUGAAAUAUAUAAAACAAGUAAUUAAGGAGAAAAAUAUAUCCGAUAUUUUUGUAUGGACAUUGAAAAAAUAGGACCUAUAAAGCUACAAUUGCGUGACCUUUCACCAUAUCCUUAUACUUUUGAGUUUGU